This is a messenger RNA of Drosophila serrata, 815 nucleotides long. It is a transcript of the gene GstD10, whose product is annotated as Glutathione S transferase D10. The record is from RefSeq and is a predicted model, not a curated record. Gene Ontology annotation, biological process: glutathione metabolic process. Gene Ontology annotation, molecular function: glutathione transferase activity. Lineage: Eukaryota; Metazoa; Arthropoda; Insecta; Diptera; Drosophilidae.
UGUCGGUUAAAUCGCUGAGCAUUAUUCAGUUGUUUGUCGAGCUUCGGUGAUAGAGGAACCCCCUUGUCUUUGUCUCAGAUUCUAAAUUCCCAGAAGCAAAAUGGACUUGUACUACAGACCCGGAUCUGCGCCCUGUCGCUCUGUUCUGAUGACAGCCCAGGCCUUGGGUGUGGAGUUCGACAAGAAGGUCGUGAUCAACACCCGUGCCGGAGAGCAACUGAAGCCGGAGUACCUGAAGAUUAAUCCCCAGCAUACGAUCCCUACUCUUCAUGACAAUGGCUUCGCCUUGUGGGAGUCGCGAGCCAUUAUGGUUUACUUGGUUCAGAAGUAUGGCAAGGACGAUAAGCUUUACCCGAAGGAUGUCCAGAGACAGGCGCUGAUUAACCAGCGUCUGUACUUCGAUAUGGGCACUCUUUACAAGAGCUUUGCGGAGUACUAUUAUCCGCAGAUCUUCUUCAAGAAGCCAGCCGAUCCGGAGAACUACAAGAAGAUCGAGGUGGCCUUUGAGUUCCUAAACACCUUCCUGGAGGGUCAGACGUACUCGGCUGGCGAGGACUACAGCCUGGCGGACAUCGCCUUCCUGGCCACCGUUUCCACCUUUGAUGUGGCUGGCUUCGAUUUCAGGCGCUACUCCAAUGUGGCCAAGUGGUACGAGAAUGCCAAGAAGCUAACGCCCGGAUGGGAGACCAAUUGGGCUGGAUGCCUUGAAUUCCGCAAAUACUUCGACAACUAAAUCUUGUAGAAUUCUUCGAUUUAUUGCACUGCGUUCUUGGUUUCUUAAUAAUAAACAUCUAAGCUAGGCUGACUAAACUAAA